This is a messenger RNA of Erpetoichthys calabaricus (reedfish), 9720 nucleotides long. It is a transcript of the gene brwd3, whose product is annotated as bromodomain and WD repeat domain containing 3. Gene Ontology annotation, cellular component: nucleus. NCBI's taxonomy places the organism in Eukaryota, Metazoa, Chordata, Cladistia, Polypteriformes, Polypteridae. The record is from RefSeq and is a predicted model, not a curated record. Gene Ontology annotation, biological process: cytoskeleton organization; regulation of cell shape; regulation of transcription by RNA polymerase II. Gene Ontology annotation, molecular function: protein binding.
ACUGUUGGUGGGCUGCUGCAGUACACAAGCAGGUCCUGCAGGGGUCGUGAAGAUAAGCACGGCAUGAUACCGUGAAAAAUCCGAGAGAGAGGAAAAGGCCGAACGCCGGGGAAACAAUUCAACGGGCUGUGUUUUAUUUUCGGUAUAUAAACAAACAAAGCAACAAUAGGUCUAUUAAUCAAUUUAGCAGCGUCGAUCGACUCGGAAGAUGUCAGGUAUCCAGUGUUCACAGAUCGAGGCUGAACUGUAUUACCUCAUUGCGAGAUUUCUACAGUCCGGUCCCUGCAAAAAAACAGCACAGGUCUUGGUUGAAGAGCUCGAUGAAUACGAGCUUAUUCCAAAACGUUUGGAUUGGGAAGGCAAAGAAUAUAAGCGUACCUUUGAAGAAUGGGUAACGGCAAACAGGCACAUCCCAGCAGAUUAUUUGUUAAGAAUAUGUCAAAGAAUUGGACCCCUUCUUGAUAAAGAGGUACCUCCCAGCGUUCCUGGAGUGCAGACUCUUCUGGGUGUUGGACGGCAAUCCUUAUUGAGAACGGAAAAAGACUGUAGGCACACAGUAUGGAGUGGUUCUGCCUUUGCAGCUUUGCACAGGGGAAGACCCCCAGAACCUCCAUUACUCUAUGGGAGACUGCCAAACAUUGUUUCCAUUGCUGGGGCCCGACAAACCAUUGGGUUUGCUCGUUUCAACCAUGUGGUUCCUUCCUCCACUUAUCAGCAUGUGAAAAUGCAUCGGAGAAUUCUGGGACACUUGUCUUCCGUUUACUGUGUGGCCUUUGAUCGGACAGGUCGAAGAAUUUUUACGGGAUCAGAUGACUGUUUGGUGAAAAUAUGGGCAACGGAUGAUGGUCGACUUCUCUCGACUCUCCGGGGUCACUCUGCUGAGAUUUCUGAUAUGGCUGUUAACCAUGAGAACACAAUGAUUGCAUCUGCCUGCUGUGAUAAGAUUGUCAGAGUUUGGUGCCUUCGGACCUGUGCACCAGUUGCUGUUCUGCAGGCUCAUACAGCUUCUAUCACUUCAAUUCAGUUUUCUCCAGCAGCAAAAGGACCUACUCGAUACCUCAUAUCUACAGGGGCAGAUGGCACGGUUUGCUUUUGGCAAUGGCAGUCCAACAGUGUGAAAUUUAAUGAUCGUCCAAUAAAAUUUAUGGAGAGAUCCAGGCCUGGUGUCCAAAUCUCUUGUUCUUCUUUCAGUUCUGGUGGAAUGUUUCUUGUGACAGGUAGCACCGAUCAUGUAAUUAGGGUUUAUUAUCUAGGACUGGAAUCCCCUGAGAAAGUUGCAGAUCUUGAGUCCCAUACGGACAAAGUUGUUGCUGUCCAGUUCUGUAAUAAUAGUGACAACCUCCGGUUUGUCAGUGGGAGUCGAGAUGGUACUGCACGUAUAUGGCAUUAUCAGAGACAAGAGUGGAAAAGCAUUACUCUUGAUAUGACAACCAAACUGCCAGGAAGCUGUAAUACACCAGGAGAGGACAAGGUAGCAAAGCUGAGUGUGACCAUGGUGGCAUGGGAUCGUGCAGACAGUAGCAUUAUCACUGCUGUUAACAACUACCUGCUGAAAGUGUGGAACUUGUCUGGACAGCUUCUGCAUAUUCUUUCGGGUCAUGAUGAUGAAGUGUAUGUUUUAGAGGCUCAUCCUUUUGACUCAAGGAUAAUGUUGUCUGCAGGCCAUGAUGGGAAUAUCUUUAUCUGGGACUUAACUAAAGGCACUAAAAUACGCAACUAUUUCAAUAUGAUUGAAGGGCAAGGUCAUGGGGCAGUAUUUGACUGCAAAUUCUCUCCUGAUGGGCAGCAUUUUGCUUGUACUGAUUCACAUGGCCAUCUCCUGAUCUUUGGGUUUGGCUGCAGCAAGCUAUAUGAAAAGAUUCCUGAUCAAAUGUUUUUCCAUACUGAUUUUCGUCCACUUAUCCGUGAUUCUAAUAACUAUGUCCUGGAUGAGCAAACGCAGCAAGCUCCUCACCUCAUGCCGCCACCUUUUCUUGUGGAUGUUGAUGGGAAUCCUCAUCCAACACGCUACCAAAGGCUUGUUCCUGGGAGGGAGAACUGUAAAGAUGAACAGCUUAUCCCUCAACUUGGCUAUGUGGCCAAUGGUGAUGGGGAGAUUGUGGAACGUGUGAUUGGGCAAGAAACUGCUGGAGAACCAGAGGAGAGCCCUUUAGAUGGAUUGAUAAGGCAGCUACAAAGAGAACAUGACCAGCAACAACAUGAAGAGGGCAGGCAUAAUGGGUUUGACUCCCAGAAUGACCAUCCUGAAAAUGGUUCAGGUCUUAGCGCAGAGAUGGGAUCUCCACCUAACAUUGGUUUACGACGCAAUGGGCAGAUUGAAGGAGUCCGUCAAAUGCACCAGAAUGCACCUCGAAGUCAGAUGGCCACUGAAAGAGAUCUUAUUGCAUGGAGUCGUCGGGUUGUUGUCAAUGAGCUUCACCCUAAUAUUAGCAGAGUUAUGGAGGAAAACCGAGCAGCAAAGGGAGAAGCUGAAUGUGCACUUUAUACUGUAGAGAGGAGACGAAAGCCAUCUCAGACAAUACAGAAGGAUGAGCAACAGGAUUCUAAUGCACGCUUUCUGAGAAGAAAGCAACGCAGGAGACAACAUGCAUAUCAAACUCGAUCUGCCAUUGACAGUCAUCUUCAGGACAGAUUACAGAAUACGCAUGCCGAAGAAGACUCCGAAAUCUCUGAAGAUGAAUAUGACAGGGAUGAAGUAAGAAAUGCUUCUUCGGAAGAAGGUGAACCAGAGUGGCAAAGUGAUACUAGUUCCAGCAACUCGUCCAGUGAGUAUUCAGAUUGGACUGCUGAUGCUGGAAUAAAUCUGCAACCUCCCAAAAGGCAGACAAGACAGACAAUCAGGAGAAUAAGCAGCAGUUCAGAUGAUGAUGAUCACACCAAAACAGAGAGGAAGUACUCAGAGAAGCGGCGGAGACCCAAACAGACAAGAAGGAAGAAGCCAAAUGAGUCACUGGCUGCAGGCAGGGAAAAUAGUGAAGACUGGUUUCCUCCUCAGUGGAUUAUGGACACUACACCACGCAGAUCUCCUUUUGUGCCACAAAUGGGUGAUGAGGUGAUUUACUUCCGUCAGGGACAUGAAGCUUACGUGAGAGCAGUACGUAAAGCUAAAUCAUACACUAUCAACCCUCAAAAGCAACCAUGGAACAAAAUGAACCUCAGGGAUCAGGAGUUCGUAAAGAUUGUUGGAAUAAAAUAUGAGGUUGGCCCUCCCACUUUAUGCUGCUUGAAACUGGCUUUCCUGGAUCCUAUUUCUGGAAAAAUGAGUGGAGAGUCAUUUUCUUUAAAGUAUCAUGACAUGCCGGAUGUCAUUGACUUUUUAGUUCUUCACCAAUUUUAUAAUGAAGCAAAAGAACAAAACUUGCAACCUGAAGUACGUUUUCGCAGUAUUAUUGAUGAUGCCUGGUGGUUUGGAACUGUGGAGACUCAGCAGCCAUUUCAGCAAGAAUACCCAGAUAGUCUGUUCCAGUGCUACACUGUUCGUUGGGAUAACGGUGAGAGGGAGAAAAUGAGCCCCUGGGACAUGGAACCUAUUGCUGAUGAAGCUUUUCCUGACCAAGUGGGAGAUGGGGUGCCUGUUUCAGAGGACGAGUUGAAAACCUUACUGUAUAUACCUCAAGAAGGAGAGUGGGGAGCACGAACCCGUGAUGAAGAAUGUGAAAGAGUCAUCCAGGGCAUAGAUAACCUUUUGACACUAGAUAUGGCUAAAGCCUUUGCUUCUCCUGUGGAUCUAACGGAUUAUCCCCUUUACUGCACUGUGGUGGCCUAUCCAACAGAUCUCAGCACAAUCAAAAAAAGAUUAGAGAAUCGCUUUUACAGAAGGAUAUCAGCUCUCAUGUGGGAAGUGCGCUACAUUGAGCACAAUGCUCGGACCUUUAAUGAGCCAGAAAGUCCAAUUGUUGCAGCUGCUAAAAUUGUCACAGAUGUGCUUCUCCGAUUCAUUGGAGACCAAAGCUGCACUGAUAUUCUUGAGUUGUGCCGUAAGGUGAAAAAUGAAGAGCUGAGCAGUGCAGAAGAAGAAGAGGAGGCAGAUUUGGACAUUGACUCUGACACACCUGGGACCUCAGCAGGGCAAAAGGCAAGGUGUCCUGGUGCCAAACAAAGGCUACAAUUGGAUGUAGAGGCAUGGAAGCCAAAGUGUAGAGAUCUACUAAACCGUCUUGUUGAAUGCGAGGAUUCUGAGCCUUUUCGGCAACCUGUUGACCUGUUUGCAUAUCCAAAUUACAGGGAUAUUAUUGAUACUCCAAUGGAUUUAAGCACAGUUUCAGAAACACUAGGUGCUGAAAAUUAUGAAAAUCCAGUGGAGUUCUGUAAGGAUGUUCGUCUCAUUUUUAGUAAUUCCAAGGCUUACACUCCCAACAAAAAAUCAAGGAUAUACAGUAUGACUCUCAGCUUGUCAGCCUUCUUUGAGAAGCAGAUACUGCCGAUCAUAUCAGAUUACAAAUCUGCGGUCCAGAGUCAGCGGAGGAGCAGACACAGGUUCAGCUACCGCAAGAGACUGCAAAGCACAAGCAGCUCACCUUCCACCAGCAGGGCCUCCAGCCCCAAAGGAAAGCACAAACCAGCAAAGAUCCAUCCAAAAUCUGUUUUAAAUACCUCAUUGUCUUUAGCCAGGACGAGUUCCACAAGAUCUUCACAAGCAUCAGAAACUACUGAAGACCCCUGUGGUUCAAUAGGUGAUGAAGGGGAAGGUGACAGUCAACCAUCUACAUCAAGUUCAAAUAGCAACAUUAGAACUGGAGAACCAGGAGUUGACCGUGUGACCCGGAGUCGUUCCAUUCCAAUAAAGCAAGAUUCUUCAGCUAAUGGACCCCUAACCAAUGGAAAAAGUCGGACUCAGUGUGCAAAUAAAAGGAAAUUGCCAGGAGAUUCAGAAGAGGAGGAGGAGGAUUCAGAAAUUGAAAACAAGCAUGUUGGGAAGACUGCUGGGAACAGUUGUACAUCAUCCUCAUCAUCUUCGUCCUCUUCCUCUUCUUCCUCUUCAUCUUCCUCAUCGGACAGUGAAGUUUCAGGUACAAGCUCUGCAAGUAGUUCUAGCAGCAGUGAAGGCUCUGAAUCGGACAGAGAUUAUGUUGACGGGGGUGAUCAUGACUACAGCAUAACAGUUCGACCUCAUCCUAGCUGCAAAACCAAAAAGGUGACUGUGGUCCCAGUAAAUGGCAAAAGAAAAAGGAGUGUUGGGAGACCACCUAAACGAGGCCGGCCACGUGGAAGAAGAAAAAAAAUGCGUGUUGAUGAAGAUGAGGAGGGAGGGACUAAAGAGGGAAAAGAAGGAAGGUUACGCAGGGUACCCCUUCACAAAGAGUCAAGGAUUAAUACCCGAAACCAGGGUAGAAGGACUGUUUUAUACAAUGAUGACUCUGAAGAUGACACCUUUGUGCCAGCAGCUGACCCCCUGAAUCUUGGAAUGUCUCGUUCGGGCAGAGUACGAAAAAUGACUGAAAAGGCUCGGGUUAGUCAUCUAAUGGGAUGGAAUCAUUAACUUUUUUUUUGUUUGUUUUGUUUUUUCCCUUCUUGAAGAAUAAAAAGACACUUUAAACUAUUUAAUUAAAAAAACUGAGAUACUACAUUUUUACUGCAGGGAUUUUUUUUUUCUACGUAAAAGUUUCUUGAAGCAUGCUUGUGUGUGGGACUGUUUACUGAAACUUUGACAGAGGUGCUCUAAAUCUUGCCAGUGAUGCACUUGUUUAACACAUCUCUCCAGCAGCUAGCAUAAAUAGGAGCCUUACUCACUAGGGCCUUAAAUGCACUGGAUAUCCCUACAUCUUCUCACAUAUGCUGUGUAAUAUAUCUUCAUUUGGCAACACAAACUGUGCUUCCUAUUUUAUGUGCUAAAAUUGGGAAUACCAGAUAAUUUUAGAUUGUUUUCCUAAGAGCAGAUAACUGUUUUGUGAGAUAAAUAGCCUGCAAUAACUGGGAUUUUAUUUUUUCGAUUUUGUGUUGAAAAAUUGUCACCCAUCUUUUAAUAAUUCAUGAAAAUAGAUAGUCUCAUUUUGUUGGCUUUAUUAGAAUUCAAAUAGUGAUUGCUUUUGAAAAGCUGACCAGUUCUCCUUUUUAUCUGGAGGAGGUGCAUUUGGGUUUCCUAACACAGCCCAAAAAAAAUGGGAAACUAUGUUGGUAUGCUGUAUAUGUGCUAAGGUAUAAACCACACUCUAGACUUAAGUUUUUUUUUAUCCACUGUUAUGUAUUUAUACUCUACAGAUGUUCCUACAAUAGUAAUAAUGUUUUGCACAAUUUAACAAUUUGAGGCAGCUGUAUUAUUGAAUGAUAUGGCAAAUGGAAUUAGAGGUAAAACUUAGCCAGUGUGACAUUUUCAAAUAAUUGUUUUUUGCAGUUUGACAUCCACUGGCUGCACUGAAAUUAUUGUAGGCAAUUAUAUAUAUAUGUGUGUGUGUUUUUUUGUUUUUUUUGUUUGUUUUUUUUAAACAUUUUAUGUGGAACUCGAGUGUAUGUGUGUGAGGAUUUUUUUCAUCUCAAAAAAUGGCAGAUUUAUUGGUGCCUUCAUGAACAUUAUAAAUGCACAUAUAUGUACAUUUUUUUUAUAUUCAAUGGUGCAUUCUUUGUAGCAUGUAUUUCUGUAAAUAUAAAAUAUUGAAAAAAUGGUGCCAAUAUGAUAUUCUAUUGAGCCAAAGGAGGGCUCUUCACUUUGUAUGUAUGGAAAGUGGGAAUUUUGUUUACGCAAGGAAAUAUUUUGGUGUUUUGUUUUUUUCCCUUUUUAGAACAUUAUUAUAAUAUCAGAAGUAAAAGUGUGCUAGGUGCAAAGGUUUUGCCAAUAACACGCUUUUAUACACAUAUUUAAAGCGGUGUUCAUGAGAAACUCCUAACUAGUUAUGGACAAACGGGCAGGUAAAAGUUUUGCUUUAAAGGUACUGAAAUCUACUGUAGUCAUGGCUCAGACAUGUAGUUUUUGGCCAAGCAGAAGCACAUAUUGCCAAACAUUUUUGUAUGCAUUUGGUGCACGCUGCUCUAUAAUAUUAUGUAUCUGUUUGUGCACCACAGAAUACAGCUUUUAGUUCUCUGCACAAGUGCAUUGGCCCUGCAGUAACUUAAAAUAUCGCUGUGUAUAUUUUUUCACAUACUUUUUAUUUAUAGAGGGUCUACAAUGAAAUCAAAUUUUAAUAAUUCGAAGGAACCUUUUUAGUGUUCUAGUUUUUAUUGGUAUAAGGAAUUGAUCAAUUAAGCCUUCGUUAAAAUAGUCACAGGACAUAUCUGUGCUUUUUAACCACUAGGUGGUGCCACGAUAAAAUAGUAAUUCCAUUCUUUUAACUGUGACAUCCCUCCCCCCACCCCCUCUUUUUUUCCUCAAAACUGAGCAAGAACUCAUGCAUUUGAUUUAAGAAUUGUAAAUUGUAUGUUUUUCUAUUUGUGGUUUUGUAUGUAACGAAAGUAACUGCAGUUUCUCCCGGAGGAGGUGAUAUGUGUAUUAAUGCAUGGAAUACAAUGAAGCUAGCUUUCAGCAAGCAACAUGUCUUUUUCAUGUAUUAAACAGAGGUUCAACUUAUAUUGGUAUAUGCUGGUGAAAUUGAAACUGGUGGGGUUUUUUUUAUAUAUAAUGGUUGUGGCACAUAUUUCUCUUACAUCAGUUACUGUGUUGCACUUUUGCUGCAGUUCUCUGAUUUGAUGUUUGUUUUGUGUUCAGGGUUUGUGGAGAAUAUGUCAUAUUGUAUUUACAGUGCAGCCCUAUAUGAAUACUAUUAUGGCAUUCAGAGAACAAAGCAUUCACAUGUUUAACAUCCAAUGUAGAGUAACUUUCUUAACUGUAGGAGCACUUUGUGUUUUACGAGAAAUAAGCAUUUCCAAAAACUGCUGCAGUUGGUGGUUUAUUGAAGAAAACCAUAUAUCAGUAUUACAUAGUGAAGGAAUGCCUGAUAGAUUUGGUCUGCAGAGCACGUAGUUAAUUUUUUCUCUCUCUUUUGGCUACAUAUUAACACUUCACUGCUAAAUGUUGUUUAACUGUCAGCCAAAGAUCAAUCGUUACAGGACUGUAAAUGUGUACAAUUGAAAAGUAAUUUUUACAGUGCAUCUCAAUGGUAACAUAGUUUUGAAAGCAGGAGCAGAGUUCCUAUUUUACUUCAGUAAUUUAUGAAAUUUCAAUACUUGAAGAGUACACGAAUGCUGAACUCCUGUAAGCCAUCAUUGUGGCCUAAUCUUCAGCUUUGAAGUAGCCAGAGUGCAGUGUUAAUGAUAUGUUGUAUUAAGUGCAAUGCCUGUGAAAAUAGGAAAGCAGAAAAUUGUUUAUUAAAUGGAAUGUAUUAAUAAAUUAGUCAAGUUGUGAAAGUAGCCUUUGAUAGCCAACAUUUACAGAGGCCACCAGAUCUUACAGGUGAAAUAAUCCUGAUAUGAACAGCCAGUUGUGUUUUUUAUUUUUUCAUCUCCAUAAUUGAAACACAAUCACUCAAUGUUGGAUGAGAGAAGAUUAUUUCAAUACAUUUCAAAUUAAAUAUAAUUGACUGGCCAUGAAAUAAUAGAAUACCUCCAUCCAGAGGUGCUUAAAGUGACACUUUCUAGAAGUUUUAAGUGACAAUAACAUGAAUUUGCGUGUUAAUGGUAUACUUUAAAAAAAGGACUCUUCUCACUGCAUCAAUUUCCUGUUUCAAGUAUAUACUAAUGCCUUAAUUAGUAUUACUUUCAAAAUUCUUUCUGUACACCUUCAUUUAGUGACUUUUCACACAAAAAAUAAUUUCUAGAAACCUAAUAAACUUCACUUUUUUGGGAGGGGGGGGGGUAAUAAAAUUGCACUAUCUUGACAAUUAUUUAAAAUGUGACUUCUAUAGUACUUUACAGGAUCUGUUUGUAGCAUUUUUAGAAGUGGUAGAAUGUAACGAUAUCUCCAGUCUUUCAUGUGGCAGCCUUUGCCAAUGUUAGGCUGGACCCGAUGAGUUGGAAUUUGUUCCUUCUCAGUCUGUUUACAUUUGAUUCCAGUGAUUUAAUAAUAGGUGCUGACUAUUGAACGUGUUUUCUACUUUGCUUAUGCUGGUUUCUUUUAAAUGUGGUGCUCGUAUUUAUUAAUGACCUCUGUUUACUGUCAUCUUAUGUUAUCCUGGGAGCUGAAUCUGAAUUGCUCCUGGAUGUGCAAAUCAAAAAGCAAAGUUUUAAAGGCCAAUUUGUUUGCAGAACUAGCCAUUUUGGGCACCUGAUCCAUUACCAGUGAACAGAACCCUGUAAUUUUACAUUUAUAUCACAGAAGCUUUAGAAGAAAUACAAGUGAAAUGAAAAAAUAUAAAUAUAUAUGUAUAUUCUUUUAUAAAGAAUAAAUUUGUGAUGUUAUAUGAACUGUUAUCUUUUCCUUAGCUUAUGGGCCCCUGCCAAAGUCCAGGUUUCCAGCUUCGGUGUUGUAUUUAGUAGCAUAACUAAGCAGGCUUAACUUUAUACGUCUAUUUCAGGGGACUUUGAAUCGCCAAAUUAUAUAUAUAUAUAUUUUUUUUUUUUUCUUCUCACCCAGCUCAGGACCCUUUAAAAAUGUUCAGGGAAUUUUAAAAUAUUGCCAGUGUGGCAGACCAAAUGUAAUAUUUAUAUGCAACAUGAGAAACAUGGCUUUCAGUUUUGAGGGAUUUUUCUUUGAUUUUUUUUUUUUUGUUACUGUAUAAACAAAGGCAAAAUGUAAAUUUUGUAAAGUUUUCAUUUUGAUAGAGGUUCUGAUUCAAGAAUGUGUAUUAUGUACUUUGUAGCUGGUUUCCAUUUUCACUGGUAGACAAAUAAAAUUACAAGUCCUAUUUUACAAGG